CCGAGCGAGGAGAUGGUGCCGCCGAAGCCUUUAGCGCAGAGCGGGCUGCCCGGGAGAGGCGCUGAGAUCUUGGGGAGAGGGGCGCGGGCCUGUCAGUGGAGUCAUUGAAGAGCCGGAAACUUUAUGACGACGUCCGCAGCCUAAAUAUGGCAGACUUCCUGGAGCCAGAAAGGAUAAUAAACUGGAAGGAAAGAUGCAUGGUUAUGGAAUCUCAACUAAUGAAGUUUCGCCUUCAAGCCAGCAAAAUUAGAGAACUGCUUGCAGAGAAGAUGCAGCAACUUGAAAAACAAGUUAUUGAUGCAGAUCAUCAAGCAGAAAAGGCUUUUCAGCAGGUGCAGAUUAUGGAGGAGAAACUGAAAGCUGCUAAUGUCCAAACAAGUGAGUCAGAAACACGCUUAUAUAAGAGAUGCCAAGAUCUGGAGAUUCUGAUUCAAGAGAAAGAUGAUGCUAUCCAGAAUCUGGAACAACAGCUUGUAGAGCAGAAGGAAAUCAGAAUACAAGAAGCUAAAAUUAUAGAAGAAAAAGCAGCUAAGAUUAAGGAAUGGGUAACAAUCAAGCUUCAUGAGCUAGAAACAGAGAAUCAGAACCUCCGUACAAUCAAUCAAAACCAAACUGAAGAGAUUAAGCUGUUGCAGACUAAAUUACAAGAGCUUCAGGGAAAGAAGUCUGUUUCUUCAUCACAAAAACCUGGAGAAGGCCAGCGCCUGAGCAGUUUGACUUUUGGAUGCUUCUUAAACAGAGCAAGAAGUCCUCAGCAAGUUCCUAAACCUGAAGAUGCAAGCAGUUCUGCUUCAAAGCAGGUUGAUCAUAAUGAAAACCACAAAAGUCAAGAGAAUGAAAUUCAGGAAACAUCCCUUGCUGGCCAAGUACAUGGAAAUAAUAGAAGUCUGAAACCAUUGCAACAAAACCCUUGCAUUCCUGAACAAAGGAUGGCAACAAAGUCAAAAGAUACAGAUAAUAAUAUAUCAAAGAAUUCUUGCAUUACAGUAAGUGACUGGAGCUCUGAUGAAGAAGGAAGCAAAGGAAGAUCAAAAUCCAGAUGUGUAUCUACGUUUUCAAGUCACACAUCUGAAGAGGGCACAGGGUAUAGCAGAAUAGGGAGCGAAAUGUAUUUGACAGCAUCAGAUGAUAGUAGUUCCAUGUUGGAAGAAGAAAGCUUUCAAGCUCAUGGAAAUGUACAUAAACUAUAUUCCUGGCAACCAGAGUCUUCAUGGAAAAAUCAGAACCAUCUCAUUGGAAAGAGCAACUUUGAAUCAUUCAGUGAAAAAAAAAGUCAUGAUAGCUUUUCAGAUGAACUGAAUAAGAGAUUUCAAUCCCACAGGCUAGAUUAUUCAUCCUCUUCUAGUGAAGCAAAUACUCCAAGUCCAAUUUUGACCCCAUCUUUGGCUCCUAAGCAUCCAUCACUGAUGCUGUCAGCAAGCUAUCAGUCUGGCAAACAGCUUGAUUCUCCAUCUAAUCUGCCACCGCCCAAACUGAGGACUCCUAGUGCUUUUAUUCUCAAUACAGCAUUGGCCAAAAAACAUUUUAGCCAGCCUUCCUUGUGUUCAGAUAAACUGUUUGGCAAAAACAGGAAUGCUAUAAGCAUGAUACGUCCAUUUAAGCCCCAGGAAACAGAUAUUGAUCAAGUAGAUGGAGAUGAUGCAGAGGUUUUUGAGAAGAUGGAGAUUAGUUGUAAUGAGGAAUCAUUUACUUAUGAUUGCUGUGAAAUGAAAGAUACAGAAACCAUGGAUUUGAGUGAUUCAGGGAAGGUGAUUAACAAUAAACCUCCCACUCCUCCGCUACAUCGAUUCCCUUCUUGGGAAAACAGAAUUUAUGCUGUAGCCAAAUCAGGUCUGUGCUUUUCUGAGGUCUUCAAAAUGGACUCUUUCAAUAAAAGUUCCCCUUCUUCAUCUUCAUAUUCUCCAUCAGGACUUUACACAUCAUUAAUAUAUAAGAACAUGACUACACCAGUUUAUACCACUCUUAAAGGGAAAGCAACACAAAUCAGUAACAACCCAUUCCUAGAUGACUCCUCUGGAUCUGAAGAAGAGGGUUCCCAAUGCAGUUCACGGACAUCUGAAUCAGACUCUCGAAGCAGAAGUGGUCCUGGUAGCCCACGGGCUAUGAAACGAGGGGUCUCUCUGUCUUCAAUGACUUCAGAAGGUGACUAUGCCAUUCCUCCUGAUGCCUAUUCAACUGAUACAGAUUACUCAGAACCAGAACAAAAAUUGCCUAAAACAUGUUCAUCAUCUAGUGAUAAUGGAAAAAAUGAAGUGCUAGAGAAAUCUGGAUAUUUGUUAAAAAUGAGUGGUAAAGUAAAAACAUGGAAACGACGAUGGUUUGUACUCAAAGGGGGUGAAUUGCUUUACUAUAAAUCUCCGAGUGAUGUAAUAAGAAAACCCCAAGGUCAAAUUGAAUUAAGUGCAUCCAGCCAUAUUGUAAGAGGUGAUGGAAAACAAACAGUUCAGCUGACUACAGAAAAACGAACUUAUUACAUGACUGCAGAUUCCCCAAACAUCUUAGAAGAAUGGAUCAAAGUAUUACAAAAUGUGCUUAAAGUACAAGCUGCAAGCCCACUUUUUAUUCAACCAGAUGUUAAACCAGCAGUGAAAGGCUUGCUUACUAAGGUGAAACAUGGAUAUUCCAAAACAGUGUGGUGUAUAUUAGUUGGGAAAACUUUAUAUUAUUUCCGCAGCCAUGAAGACAAGUUUCCUUUGGGCCAGAUAAAACUAUUAGAAGCUAAAGUUGAAGAAGUUGAUCGAUCCUGUGAUUCAGAUGAAGAUUAUGAAGCCAGUGGUCGCAGCUUAUUAUCAACACAUUUUACCAUUGUCAUCCAUCCUAAGGAACAAGCACCCACAUAUCUUCUAAUAGGAUCCAAGUAUGAGAAGGAUACUUGGCUUUAUUAUCUCACCAUUGCUGCUGGAAGCACAAAUAUAAAUGUUGGGACAGAGUUUGAACAGCUUGUCUGCAAACUGUUAAAUAUUGAAGGAGAACCCACUUCUCAAAUCUGGAGGCAUCCCACUCUGUGUCAUAGCAAAGAUGGAAUUAUUUCUCCUCUUACAACCCUUCCAUCAGAGGCACUGCAAACAGAAGCCAUAAAAUUAUUCAAGACGUGCCAAUUGUUUAUCAAUGCUGCUGUGGAUUCCCCUGCUAUUGACUACCAUGUGUCUUUGGCCCAAAGUGCAUUGCAAGUCUGUCUCACACAUCCAGAGCUUCAGAAUGAAAUCUGUUGUCAGUUGAUAAAGCAAACAAGAAGACGACAGCCACCAAAUCAGAUAGGACCAGUUCAGGCCUGGCAGCUUUUAGCACUCUGUGUUGGACUCUUCCUCCCACAGCACCCAUUCCUUUGGUUCAUCAAACUUCAUUUGAAGAAGAAUGCAGAUUCCAGGACUGAGUUUGGAAAAUACGCAAUUUACUGUCAACGAUGUGUAGAACGAACACAGCAGAAUGGUGACAGAGAAGCCAGACCAUCAAGAAUGGAAAUUCUUUCAACACUUCUAAGAAAUCCCUACCAUCACUCCUUGCCUUUUAGCAUUCCAGUACAUUUCAUGAAUGGCAUAUACCAGGUUGUUGGAUUUGAUGCUUCUACCACUGUUGAAGAAUUUUUGAACACACUUAAUCAGGAUACAGGAAUGAGAAAACCUGCACAGUCAGGAUUUGCUCUAUUUACUGAUGAUCCUUCUGGCAAAGAUAUUGAACAUUGUCUUCAAGGGAACAUCAAGAUCUGUGAUAUUAUUUCUAGAUGGGAGCAAGCCUCUAAAGAGCAGCAUCCAGGAAAAUGUGAAGGCACAAGAACAGUUAGGCUUACUUACAAAAACAGGCUUUAUUUUUCAGUACAAAUCCGGGGAGAGACAGAAAGAGAAAAGCUACUGUUAAUGUAUCAGACAAAUGAUCAAAUUAUAAAUGGGUUCUUCCCUGUAAAUAAAGAUCUGGCACUAGAAUUGGCAGCACUUCUGGCCCAGGUGGAAAUAGGAGAUUUUGAAAGACCUUUUUCAACUCCAGCAGGUCAAGUAACUUCCCUGUCAAAAUUUAAUCAAACUUUAAAACAAGUUGUAGAGAAAUUUUACCCCAAAAGAUACAGAGAUAAUUGUUCAGAAGAACAGUUAAGACAGCUGUACCAGAGAUUAUCAACCAAAUGGAUGGCUCUUCGUGGGCAUACUGCUGUAGAUUGUGUGCGCAUUUAUCUUGCUGUGGUACGGAAGUGGCCUCUCUUUGGGGCCAAGCUGUUUGCAGCAAAACUUUUGACAGCAUCCACACCAGAGAGCAGAUUGAUUUGGCUUGCUAUUUCUGAAAAUGGUAUUAACAUUCUUGAAUACGACUGCAUGCGGUUAAUACUGACAUAUUUGUAUAAGAACCUAGUGACCUUUGGAGGGUUUCAAGAAGACUUUAUGCUGGUGGUAAACAACAUGAGUACAGAAGAGAAGCAUACUGAAAAACUCUUGUUUACUUUUGCCAAACCAAAGAUCCUUGAGAUUACUCUACUUAUUGCCAGCUAUAUUAACAAUUUUCAUCAACAAAAGAAGACAGUUCAUGAAUGUUCUGCUCCACAGUCAAGAAGUCCAAAAUCUAAUGAUGUCGAAUGUCAUUCAUUUUUACUGCAAAACAGACCAACCAAAGGACCUACUUUAUUAUGAAAAGUUCAAGUAUCUAUGAAUAGUGAGGCUAAAUUUAGGUUACUAU
This is a messenger RNA of Notechis scutatus (mainland tiger snake), 4659 nucleotides long. RefSeq names its product pleckstrin homology, MyTH4 and FERM domain containing H2 (gene PLEKHH2). The record is from RefSeq and is a predicted model, not a curated record. Gene Ontology annotation, biological process: negative regulation of actin filament depolymerization. NCBI's taxonomy places the organism in Eukaryota, Metazoa, Chordata, Lepidosauria, Squamata, Elapidae. Gene Ontology annotation, cellular component: cytoplasm; cytoskeleton. Gene Ontology annotation, molecular function: actin binding.